Nilaparvata lugens (brown planthopper) is the source of this 2457-nucleotide messenger RNA. RefSeq lists its product as uncharacterized. Bases 169 to 384 code for a protein of 71 amino acids. The transcript is spliced from 2 exons. NCBI's taxonomy places the organism in Eukaryota, Metazoa, Arthropoda, Insecta, Hemiptera, Delphacidae. The record is from RefSeq and is a predicted model, not a curated record.
GAUGACCGAUUGACUGCUGUUCUGAUGGAAGGGUUAGUAGUGGGGGGGGGGAGGUAUGCCGAUUCGGCGCGCUAUAAAGCCUUGCACAUUCUCAGAGGCAGACGACAGUCGACAGUGUGAUUUCGUGGACAGCCGCAGUCUUCACUAGAUAGCACACUACUUGCCGUCAUGCAGAUCGCAUUGGUGAUUGUAGCAGCAAUGAUGGGAGUUGUCCUAGCUUCGCCAGCUCCAGCACCCGCCCCUGUGCCAGGCCCCAAUCCAGGGCUGCUGGCCGCCCCAGUUGUAUACACGGCCCCUCUCUCCUACAGCUACAGCUCCUACACAAGUUAUCCUUCACUCAAAACUGUCCCCUAUUACUACUACUAUCCUUAUGGUAAGUUAUAAUUACCAGAACAUGAAUUCUAAUAGAUUCGUAAAUUUAAACCAAGUUAGGGAAACUUUUGACUCAUUGAAUAACUUAUAGGAGGCGGGGUGAUUCUAAUUCAUUUCUAACUAGAAAGUAAUCCGUGCUCCGCGAGUCCGCAAGGGUCUAAUUAAAAACUUGACCUUCUGAAAGAAUUUAAAAUAGGCCUAUAAGCUAUAACCGUCCUCGGUAAAUUACCAAUCAAUAUGCAAGGUUUUUAGUUGAGUAGUUCAGACGUAUGAUGCGUCAUUCGUGAAUUUCCUAUCCCGUACGUGUAUAAGCCAAUUCUUUCCUUCAUUAUAGAUCAAUCCAAUUGAAGGAGAAAAUAAAAUGUCAUACAUUUACUUAUUUUAAAUUAUUCUUUCUACUUUCAAUUUUUUGAAUAGAAGGUAAAAAUAAGUAACAAUAACAUUCAUAACAUUCUUUCAUUAGAGUGGAGACUCUUACGGGUGGUUUCACCUCGCUAUGAAGCUGAGGCUGAGUACUAUUCAGAUUCAAAACACCAAAAGAAAGGAUAUUCAGUUGGGGGAAAAACAAAAAAUGAUCUCAUGAUUAGAGAAUUGGAUCUCUUCCGUUCUAUGUCAAGAAACCUUCUUAUUCCGAAGCAUAAACAAUUCUUACAGCAUACAGAAUAUCUCGAUCGCUAAAUUAUACGACAUAAAGCCUCCGCCAAAUUAUUUCUAUCAAGUCUUAUUUGUCAUAGAUUUUCCCUCAUAUUUUCAUUGUUUUCCAGUUUUUAAUUAUAAAUAACCAUAGUUUUACAAAUAUCCUUCCUUGUUUUGCACGGAGCUUAACUUGAAUGUUUCUCUCUUAAUUAGUAUUAUUUGGUGAUUUUUAUGUAGUUAGUGAGUUUGUAUUGUAUUGAAGUAUUAUGUCUAAGACAGUAUCGGCUGUGCCCUAGCUUCGCCUAGCAAUAAAUAAUGGACUUUGAAUCUAAGCUAUUCAAUUUCAUUACAAAACCAUCAAGAUACUACUAAAGCAAUGAACACAGUAUUUACACAUUGAGAACAUUAUUUAGGAAGUAGGGAGGAUUCUUGACAUACAAAAGAUAUGACUCGGGGAAUACAUUGAAAUAUUGUUACUUUUAGAUUUCUGUGUUAUAUGAAUUUAGAUAUAUGUGCUAUAGUGAAUUAAAACAUAAUAAGAUCCGUAGAAGCAAUUGUAAAGCUGCGUUUACAGCAAAGUUAUUAACAAAAUGUUAAUAACGUAAUCCUUAUAGAUUCUAUUCGAUUGAACAUAACUUAUCAUACACAUGAUGAACGUAUGUAUUUGUCAUGCUCCGUUUAAUCUAAUAGAAUCUAUAAGGAUUAAGUUAUUAACAUUUUGAUAAUAACUUUGGUGUAAACGCAGCUUAAGGUCUGGUUCACGCCUCGACGCCAAUUGAAAAAUUAGCUUCGUUCUGGUUACUUGCUUCAAGUUGUAAAUAUUGAACAAUAUUUAACUUCCAUUAAGCCUUCCAAGUUCCAACUGGAAUCUUGCAAUAAGAAUUCAAAUAAAAAUAUUCGAUGGGAAAACAAGAAUUCACAACUGUAUAAAUAACAGUAUUAAGCUGGUUUACAUUUUGCUUAUAACUUACUUCUUAUAGAUUCGAUUAGAUUGAACGGAACUUGACAAACACAUAUGUUCAUCAUGUGUAUGAUAAGUUAUGUUCAAUCUAAUAGAAUCUAAAAGGAUUAAGUUAUUAACAUUUUGUUAAUAACUUUGGUGCAAACGCAGCUUUAUAAAUAUAAAAAAAUAAAUUGUCAUUUGUUAGAUGAUUAUUAUUUAUAGAUAUAGAAAUGUAUAUUAUGGUAAAGAAGUAAACAGAUAACCUAUAUUGUACUAUUUAGAAUUUCAGUCAUUUUUAUAAAUUAAUUUAAUUUGUUCAAUAACAGGAAUUAUCAGUACUAGGCCUACACGUUUUUUUAAUUAAUUUUUUUCAAUGUUUCUCCACCCUUUUCAGCAGGGUAUAAGGUUAAAGACCAAUCAAGACUAGAUAUAAUAAAAUUAUUGUUAGAUUUUCAAACCGUUUUACUCCAAGAGUUGACAAAUGAUUAUAUUCUAUUUUGCAGGUU